Molecule: messenger RNA, 564 nt
Organism: Amblyraja radiata (thorny skate)
Lineage: Eukaryota; Metazoa; Chordata; Chondrichthyes; Rajiformes; Rajidae
Product: nucleolar RNA helicase 2-like
Exons: 1
Coding region: 9-302 (97 amino acids)
Molecular function (GO): ATP binding; helicase activity; RNA binding
Source: RefSeq, a predicted model, not a curated record
UUACAACCAUGGUGCUGGCGUGUUCAAUAGAGAUGCACAACAUUGGCUUUGCAUGGAGAGGACUGAAGGAGCAGCUGGGAGAGACAGUGGAACAUCAAGUGAAGAGGAUGCAGUUCCUGAAGGGCAAAAUGGGAGUGUGCUUUGAUGUCCCUGAAGAUGCUGUUGAAUCUUUGAAGGGAAGCUGGCAGGACAGCCGCCGAUGGACGCUCAGCGUGGCGGAGGAGCUGCCCGAGCUGGAGAAUGACCGGAGGGAGCAGGAAGGCAACUUCAGGAGGCACGCCAAUUGGAGUCAGAAUGGCUGAGGCAUGAAGAGGAGUUACAACAACGCAUACAGAGGGUGGUGAUGGAGGCCUGGCGCCUAGUCCCAGACCGAAUGCUUUUAAAUAACUCCUUGCAACGACACCUUGGAUGCAUUGUGCCGUGCCGAGCUCUGCUGGGCCCAAGGACCUUUGAAUUCACGGGACAUUGGCAGAAAUUGUUGGGUAACAGCUACGUGGUAGAUAUGAGGGUCAAUUACCGGGAUGCUAGGUUACAAAGAUAUUUAAAAGUGUUCCUUUAAAAAAA